CGCUGCUAGUCGAAACCGUAUUUCCUGCCGUCGUUGUUUCCACCUGCAGUGCGAGACUAGGAGACCUUUGCUGAACCAGUGCUUCGCAGUGCUGGUCUUCAUUGCUUUCCUCUGCUUUAGUUUGUUGUGGUCUGUGCGAUAAACGCUAAUUGCAGUUUUCACACUUGGUGAUCUUCAUAGAAGCUACCAAAGACUACAUAGAAUUCAUUUUAGGCAAAAUAAGGGAAAGGAAGUUGUUUUGAUCAAGUAAAAUGGAUCCUUGUUCAGUUGGAAUUCAGCUUCAAGCUACCAAUGAAUGUCAUAAGACCUACUAUACUCGUCACACUGGUUUCAAGACUAAGCAAGAUAUAUCUUCGUCUGACCUACUGCUACUUCAGCUUAGGACUGGAAUGACCCUUUCAGAGAGCAAUACAAUCUGCUUCCAUCAUGCAAAAAUUUACAUUGAAAGAUUUGAAGACUUGCAAAAAUCAUGCUGUGAUCCCUUUAAUAUACACAGAAAACUUUCAAAGAAAAACUUACGUGCAAUUGAUUUAGAUGAUGCAACUUUUCUAAGUGCCAAGUUUGGAAGGCAGUUUGUACCUGGUUGGAAGCUUUGUCCCAAAUGCAUGCAGAUAAUAAAUGGAAGCGUGGAUGUUGAAUCUGAAGAUCGCCAAAGAAGAAAACUUGAUUCAGAUGGGCGUACAGCUAAGGCUUUGAAGUCUCUGCAGUUUGCUAAUCCGGGACGACAGACUGAGUUCACUCCUGAGACCAGUAAAAGGGAAAAAAGAAGGCUGCAAACAAAAAGUACAUCAUUUAAUUCAGACAGACAAGUUAUACCAGCAAAGAGUAAAGUCUAUGAUAGCCAGGGACUCCUCCUUUACAGUGGAAUGGAUCUCUGCGAUUGUCUUGAUGAAGAUUGCCUGGGCUGUUUCUAUGCUUGUCCCAAGUGUGGUUCCAACAAGUGCGGAGCUGAAUGUCGCUGUGACCGCAAGUGGCUAUAUGAGCAAAUUGAGAUAGAAGGAGGAGAAAUCAUUCGCAAUAAGCAUGUGGUGACAUCAAAGAUCAGAUUGGCUGAAAUCCUCUACGGAAUGAAGUCUUCUCUCAUAUUUGGAUCACGUAUAUGUUCAGUGACCCAGCAGCUGCAGUAAUGGCCUGACCGAAUCUGGGAGAGACCUUCAAAGGUAUCUAACACCGCCUGACAUCAGUGGCAGGGCUAUUCAGUAUUCACUGUUGACAAGCCCUGCAGGGUAGGGCAACUAAAUAAAGUUGCACAUCCAGGUCUUGCUUUUCAGCUAAAACAGUGAAUGCUUAUGCUUUCGCAGUCUGCAGUAUGCAUGCUGUUCUUGGUAGGGGCUCACCUGAUUUAUUUGCUAUAUUAAUUCCAUAAGUGAUAACAACAAGCCAUUUCCCAUUGUAGCUCUUGCAGGGCUUCUGCUUGAACAACAGCUGCCAGGAUGGCACACACAUUUAAUUCUUACUGUAUUUAAUAGAACAAUCUACAGGUUUCAUACACAGUUUGAUCAUAUUCAGUGAUUGCUUUGGUAGACAUCUGAAAGUUAUACUAUCGUAAUAGAGGAAUGGCAAACCAAUCUCUCUCCUACUUGUGCUUUAGUAAUGCUCUGUCCUGGAAGACUCUUUAUCUUUGUGUAUUUAUCUUUCUUCUCCUUUGAAGAUACAGCUAUUCAUUCCAAAAAAUCCAGUAGGCUACUGUGAAAGUUUUAUUUGGUUUAUUUCAAUAGAUCCAGUACCCCUAUACAAUGGUGUAUGUUGGAAUAUCAAUCAAUUAAGGUACCAACAGAUUCCUAGUUGAGUUCUGCCAGAGUUACGAAGUUUUGCUUUGUUUGUUUGUUCUUUUGUUUUUAAGAACAGACAAUACGAUGAGCCUGAUUAUUUUUGAUUAAGUUUUUUGUCUGUGGAGACCUGUCAACUGAAGAGUACAACUGAAGAACGUCCCUAUACCCAUUUUUUGAUGGGCAGGAGAAGAAAUAGACUAUGCUCCCUUAGCAUAGACACCACUUCUAUUCUAGUGCAAACAUACAGACUACAGUCCUUCCAUGUUUAGGGUAGCAAAAUGCUCUUAUCCUCACGGCAGCAGUAAAGAGCACAAGAUGCACAGAACUUACUCUGAGCUAGGGAUAUGUCAGUAUCCAAGGCCUGGCCUCAUACCCCCGAUAGACUAAGACUAUUGUCUUUCUCCAGUUCAGUUAUAGAACAAAAGCAUCAGCUGUGGCACCCGGGUGAGCAGCUUUUAGAGGAACAGAGCUUAUUCUAAUGCUAUUCUUGACUUUAUUAUCUGCCAUUCUCUUACACUAAGCCAAGAAGGAUUCUUCUAACACAGGCUAGAGCAAAUUUAACCAAAUAAAAAACAGAACAAUAUUCAAUUUUAGCUGCUUUGCCCAUAGUAUUGUCUUCCCCAGCACCCGACGCUUUCCAGACUACCUUUCUUUGUUCUGUCUUGUUUGGCCUCAAGUUCUACCUCUCCACAUCUGCACACAGGAAUAAUUGCCAAUAAUUAAGUCACCUGGGUUCCCCCAAGAAAUUAAGAGUUCAGUCAAGAGAAGGCCUUUGGCUAUGAAGGGGCAGAUGAAAAUAAAGAAAAGGAAAAUCAGAAAAAGAUGUUACAACCAUUCCCUAGUAUGUACUACAUACAUGCAAGCACACAGACCCCUUGUAGCAGUGAAGAAUUGUGAUGGACUGAAAAAAGCUAGUCUGAAAGAAGUCUAGUCUAGCUCUGCCUCUUCAUAUGAUACAUACGGAGCUGACAUUCUCAUCCCACUGCAGAGCCGGUGUUGCAGCAGCAUAGCAAUAGCUGUUGGUAUCAGGAGCUGUGCCCCAGCAAGAAUUAUGGGCAAAGCAGGGAGAGAAGAUGGUAGUGCCUCCUCACAGAAAUAAGAAACCCAGUGGGCUUAAAGAUGGACUUCAGUAGUGGUGUUUGUGGGCGGUACCACUGCUGCAUCACUGUGGAGAGAAAGGAAGGAAGUUAAAGAGUUAAGGGGGUGCUUGUUACUAGACAUUCACUUUGGCAGUUGGGAAACUGAGGAAAGAAAUGCAUCCUGUUUGUUGGGGAUAAGAUGUUAUUAGACUGUGUUGUGGAGUGAUUUACUUACUGUUCCUAUUUUAUUGAUUUAUUCCUUCUGGGUUUCUCCUUCUGCUUACUAAGUUUUCUUUAUCUUACAUGUAGGCUUGGUGCUUGCCAGCAACAAAUAUUAAAGAACAAAUUUGCUUUCCCAAGUCUCUGUGUUCUGUGCACAAGGACAACCUUAAUUUUAGACUGAGCUUUGCUGUUGCUGGCAAUACUAGGCAAAAGAAAUGCAUCUCAGGUUGAGGUUAGAUAUUUGUUUGAUAUUUGCAAAGUCCCUAGCCUUGAUUCUCAGACCUAGCUGAGUUCUCUGGCAGUCUUUUCAAACUGCUAUAGCUGAAGUCUUUUGAGUCUUUCCAAACCACUGACAUUUUACAGACCUGCAUUUGGAAACUUAAACCUAAUUUGGCUUGCAAGUUGGUAUCAAGAACCUUUAGCACAGGGAGCAUGCUGUUUUUUAAAAUGAGUCAUGUAAUAGAUCUAGCCAAGCCGCAAUCUACGCUGAGGCCUCAGGCUACCAACUAACAUAUCCUGAUGAUAUUUCAGUGGCCUACACAAAGUCAGCACUUAGGCUUGCAACCACUUCCCUUGUAUGAGUACCAUCUUGACUAGAAUCUCAGUGGAGACAAAGAUGAAGGACCUUGCUCAGAGCCCUUUCAAAACAGUAGGCAAAGGUAUGGGAGGAAAAAGGAAGUCAUUUGCUCUUUUGUAAUGGUUGGUUUCACAGGCAUUGUUAGUACCUUUCCUCACCCAUACUGGUACUAAAAUACAGGCACUGAAUGAAGUAAAUAGUCACUUUUCUUGGCAGCAAUGAUUCUUCAGCAACACACAAAGCACCCUUGUCUUUGCCUGGAUUUGAAUAGGUCUGUGAAACUCUAAAAAACCUUCUCAGUUCUAGAGGUGAUCCUUUUCACUCCGAGACACAUUGGUAAAACCAAGCCUGAAAAGUGAUAGCAAUUCUGUGUACAUUCUAGGAUAUAAAUAUAAGGCUUCAGAGCCCAGAGUUGUCACACAGUUACCAGCUGCAAAUACUAAAAUCGCAGUGUUUCUGGGAAAUGCUGAUGUUAAAUUAACAAAAAGCUCAGAUAUAAAAAUAUAGCUGUAAUUUAAAAUUCUCUUUAAUACAAGCUCAUUCCUGCACUUGUUGUAAAUGAACAUAUUUAUAGACAGUGUUAAAAAUGGAAUGGAAAUUUGUGUUUAUGAAAAAUAAGGAAGUGUUGUAAAUGGAAGAAGAGAGGUUGUGUAAUAUUCAUGCUGAAAUGAGGCUUCUCUAACAGUAUCCCAUCAAGAAUGUUAACUCUUAUUCAGUAACUCUUCAUUCUAGCUCAGACACUGUCAGCUGUACACAGCUGUGUCUAAGCACAUGAUGUAUUUUCACUUUUGUUUAUACUGUUCUGGUUGAUACUAAUCAAACUCUCUUCAGAUAAGAGUACAUCAUGCACUUGAACUCAAUGCUGAAAGCACACUUUAUCCUCUUACUGAGCAGUGUGUGUGUGUGUGUGUGUGUGUGUGUGUGUGUGUCACAUCACAGGUGAAGAAAAUUGAGGGUCUAAAAUCUAUUAUCCUCAG
Messenger RNA from Struthio camelus australis, 4627 nucleotides. It is a transcript of the gene ARL14EP, whose product is annotated as ARF like GTPase 14 effector protein. NCBI's taxonomy places the organism in Eukaryota, Metazoa, Chordata, Aves, Struthioniformes, Struthionidae. Gene Ontology annotation, cellular component: intracellular membrane-bounded organelle. The record is from RefSeq and is a predicted model, not a curated record.